AUGAAAGCUGGUCAGUCCAUACGUUGCCUAUUUUGGGCAGUUUUGUAUUGCGUUCUUUACUUGGUGACAGCAUCUGAAGAUGAUGUUAUGGAUUUUGAUUUUUCCGACUUAAAAGAAAUCGACUGGAAUUAUAAUAAUGAAAAUGCUAGCAACGAGAUGACAACAACGAGUGAUAAAAAGGUGCAAAGUAAUUAUAUUACCUUUGAUGAUUUCGAUGAUGAGGAUAAUCAAGUGAAUCUGUUUGAUUGGCGUGAAAAAAUAUUGAAAAUGGCUUUAUCAAAAGCAUUAACGAACGCUAGUUUAAGACAAAAGUUUGUAGAAGUAAUGCCCAUAUUACGUGUCCUGUCCUCACCACAGCGACUGGCUUUAUCUGCACUCAUAUCAGCACAAAUUAAUGCAAAACAAGGUCAAGAAUUAAAACUGGAGCAGGUACGCAUGAUGUUUGGCGAUGAUAAGAAAUUGCUAAUACCAAUUGUUUACGACAUAGCCAACUUGGUGCGCAAUUCAGCAAGAAAAUAUAUUAACAUUAACGAAGAUGAAAGUCCAGCAGUCCCACAACAGCAAGAAAUAAACAGACGUAAAUUGGAUUUGACAUCGCUGGAAGUUGAAGACGAUGACGCCACGAAAGACGUGGGCACAAUACAAGUAACAAAAAAUGACAAUAAUGAUGACGAUGAAUUGGAAGAUUUCCUUAAAGACUUUCAUGAUGAUGUUUUGGAUCCCAUCGAAAUAAAUAAAGAGUUACAAGAAACAACAGAUAGUUUCUCAAAUAACGCAGACACAAUAACGAUAAAAGCCAAACGGUAUGCAAAACGUGACAAACGUUCACUACAAGGCACAGAUUUUGUGCAUAAGCUAAUACGUUCAGUACCAUUGUCGGUGAACGAAGACGAUUUGUUAAGCGGUGCAGCAGGGCGUACAAUCAAACUGAACACAACUGCAUUUGCAACAAACCAAGCAGAUUUCUAUGCAAAACGUGCUGGACAUACCACACAUACAACGUCAGCUCCCACUGCACUGGCUGCAUCGCCUUCAGCAGUUAAUAACAUUAAUAAAAGCGCUGGAGUGGCUGUGGUGACUGCUACCUCAGUGCAUCCCACAAGCUCAACUACUACUGCCAAGCCCACAAGCGAAUCAUUGCAAUCUGCAUCUGCAUUAUCAUAUCAAGAAAUCGAAGAUCUCGCCUUUGCCAGUUUGAAUGGCACAGAAGUGAAACUGACUGGCACGUCGGAAGAUAACAAAGAAAACGCAGAGCCACUGCCGAAUCCUGAGGAGCUCAUCGCUGGUCCACGUUAUCGUGUUAGUAGCAGCAAAUUACGUCCAACAUACGCAAAAGGUGCCAAACGCAAACGUGUGCAGGUGCGCACGCGUCCGAACUCUCCACCACACCACGCAGUCACAUCGGCUGUGCAAAAAAAAUGCGAACGCUUUACCGCUUCCAUGUGCCUACACACCGAAGAUUAUCCGCUCGAACAAAUCAUGGGCAGCAUCCGGCGUCACAAAAAUGCCAUGAGCGCACUAUUGGCGGAGUAUCAUGACAAAUACAGCAAUGCGGACUUGGGAGAUGAGUUCGAUGAUUUUGCUUACACAAAGAAAAGGCGUGAAGAUAGCAACAGUGGCGGUGGGAUGUGCCAAAGCAUUGUGCGCUAUGCACGACCACAAAAAGCGCGUUCAGCUUCUGGCGAGUGGAAGUACAUAGUAAAUACAGGGCAGCAUACACAAACACUGCGCUUAGAAAAGUGCACAAGUCCACAAGAUAGUUGCUCUUACUUGGCACACAAUUAUCGUUCCCACUGUGCGCAAGUCUAUAAUUACCAUCGUUUGCUAAGUUGGGACAAAACACGUGGCCUGCAUGUUGAUAUAUUCAAAGUACCCACUUGUUGCUCUUGCCAAAUCGAUGGUUAUCGUCAGCAAUUUCCACCUUUAGAACAGUCAAAAGCCAAAGAAUAUCAAACAUCCUACCAUAACGAACCGUAUUCUACAAUUAACGAUGACUUAGAUUAUAACGAAGAAGAUGAUGAAGACGACUUGAGUUACCAGUACAGUAAUGGUUUCAGUCAGCAUAAACCAUCCGAUAGUUUCGACGAUAAUGAGUUGCUUUUGGGCAGUAAAAAAGUACGCACAAAAGUUUUUCCUCCACCUGGUUCUACUAUAGGUUCCUAUUUAAGUCCUCCCGGAAGUGAUGAGUAUGACACGAACUACGCUUACAAAGCGCAACGUGGUAAAUCAUCUUCAUAUUAUACUUCCACUGCGCCCACAUUACCCACAACAUCCAAGAACUUACUGAGUCAUUUGGCACGCCGACGUCCCUAUAAAGUAUAUAGCAGCCGUGUUGACAGUGAUGCGUUAGCCGAUCUGGAGAUAUCACCUAGUGAAAAACAUGCGGAUAAAGAGGUAAACAUUUUUGGCACACCAAUCAUUGCCAAUGAUAGAAAUCGUUUGCCUCAAAAACGGAAUCAAUUUUAUUCUGUGCCCCAUACAGCUACCAGCACCACCAUCAUUACCGCAGACGCCACCAACACCAUUAGUACCAUACCAACAGCUACAGGAACCAUACCAGACAAACGCAGCAAUAGCAUUGCCACCACUACCCACCAAACGGAGGGAACGAGCACGUCCAACAAUGCGCCCAGUGGCGGCAAUACGUACCAAAACUCUGGCAGCAGCAGCAGCAAAACGAAGUCACGAUUUUAUCCAUCCGCGGCAGAUGUAUCGCCCGCGUUUACGCCGACAACACAAUCCACUUACUACUAUAAACAACCCACAGCAACGACAUCAGCACAUCCAUCCAUCUACCAUGUGAAUGCCAUUUACGAUUAUAACGGUCAUGAUGAUAUCAAUGGUGGCAGUGGUCCGAAGCGUAUCAACUACAAUUAUCAUCCCAUUAUUGACUUCUUUGAAAAUCACAAACAAUUUGUUGGCGCUCCUGGUACUUCAGGCUCUAUAACUAAAACAACAACAACAAAAACAAAUCCAAUCGCUAAAACGACUUUGAACACUGUUGCCAGAGAAAUGCUUUAUCCACAUAAAAUACCAAAGUCUACACCGUUCGGACUUGGCCAUCAACAAGUCCGCGAACGUAGAAUUGGUUAUGGUGCUGGUGGUGGUAGUCAUAGUAUUGGGGAGGAUAAUGCAUGGCAUCCAGUGGUUAUGGACACUUAA
Molecule: messenger RNA, 3162 nt
Organism: Teleopsis dalmanni
Lineage: Eukaryota; Metazoa; Arthropoda; Insecta; Diptera; Diopsidae
Product: neurotrophin 1-like
Exons: 5
Coding region: 1-3162 (1053 amino acids)
Biological process (GO): regulation of Toll signaling pathway; central nervous system formation; innate immune response
Cellular component (GO): extracellular region
Molecular function (GO): growth factor activity; Toll binding
Source: RefSeq, a predicted model, not a curated record